GGCUGGCUCAGGGAGCCAUGGGGAAGACUCUUGCUGAGGCCUUUGGUAGAGUGGGUGGAGUGCGUGCCUCACCCCAUAGGUGAGCUCACUUGCCAGUCCAUUGACAGGGUGGGGCAUGUGGACCCAGACUGGUACAGGUGAACAGAAGGAACGCUGCAGGGACUUCAGGGUGAACCAGGCCAGAGGCUGCUGUAAUUUAGCCAAUCUGCCCAGACCUGUCCAGUGCCUUGCCACUUCCAGCCUGGGCUUGGGGCAGAAAAUGAGCAAGACCAUGUUGGGGAAGGUGGGACCUGCGCUGUGGAUGUUCUGUGCAAUCUGGGUAGCUGUCGAUGCUAUUUCUGUGGAGACUACGCAGGAUGUCCUUCGGGCUGCUCGAGGCAAGAGUGUCACCCUUCCGUGUACCUACGCUACCUCCGUUCCAGACCGAAAUGGAUUCAUUCAGUGGGAUAAGCUUCUCAGGAGUGAAACGGAAAGAGUGGUCACAUGGAAUUUUGUGAAGAAAAGUUACAUCUACGGCCCCCGUUAUGAGAACCGUGUGAAGAUAUCUAACGAUGUCGAGCUGUCAGAUGCCUCCAUCACCAUUGACCAGCUAACCAUGGAUGACAAUGGCACCUACGAGUGCUCUGUCUCACUGAUGUCAGAUCUGCAAGGUACCUCCAAGUCUCGAGUGCGCCUCUUGGUCCUUGUGCCACCCUCCACGCCGGCCUGCGGCAUCGAAGGGGAGACAGUGAUUGGGAAUGACAUCAAGUUGACAUGCCUGUCUGCAGAGGGCUCUCCGAGCCCGCAGUACAGCUGGAAGAGCUACAAUGCACAGAACCAGCAGCGGCCGCUCACCCAACCAGCCUCAGGUGAGCCCUUGGUUCUGAAGAACAUCACCACAGAAAUGGCCGGGUACUACAUCUGCACCUCCAGCAACGAUGUCGGGGUUGAGUCCUGCAACAUCACCGUGGCUCCCAGACUUCCUACCAUGAACAUCGCGCUGUAUGCGGGCAUUGCGGGGGGUGCAUUUGCGGCCCUCAUCAUCAUUGGCGUCAUCGUCUACUGCUGCUGCUGUCGGGAAAAGGAGGAGAAAGCCGAGGACCGGGAGGACGCAAGGCCGAACCGAGCUGCUUACCAAGAGCCUCGAGAGCAGCGGACAGAAGUUUCCAGGGGGAGGGAAGAUGAACAGGACUACAGGCAAGGGGACCAGAGGAGCUCAGGGCGUAGCUCUCCAGACCAACCCUUCCAGUAAAGGGGGCCUGUCACCAAGGGGAGGAGGAGGCCUAGGAUCCAGCCUCCCAGUUCUGGCUUCUUUUCUCUCUAGCCCCAUAAUCCUGCCUCUCCCCAGCCAUUGGUGGAGUGCAUCUUCCUGUGUGUGUGUUUCUGGGAGCAUCAUUGGCCUGGUUACAUGGGUCCUGCCUGUGACCCCAGUGACCACACUGAAAAGACCCUUCCCUGUUGCUGUGACUCAGGGCUGGGACUUCCUAACCCAGCAGCACCCUCUGCCUCCCUUGUGACUGGCAGGGGCCUAGAAGCUUAGCAUUGAGCAGGGGUGGCUUCUGUUUGGAGCUCCCCAUGCAGCCAGUGCCAGCUUCAGAAGGGUGGGAGUCUGCCCUGCCGACCACAACCAUCCCUCAGGGGAGAACCUGUGGAUGGACUUGCACUCAAUAUUUUUGUUGAAUGAAGGAAAGAAAUCAAGAAUGUGAUGAAGGCCCUGUGAUUUUCCCAGCUGAAUUGUGCUCUCCAUGCUUGGGGGCCACGGUGGCCUCCAGCUUCUGCCUCAGCCUCAUCCCCCCCAUAUUGCUCCUGCUCCCAGACACAUGCCUUCUUAGGACUUCCCUAACACAGUUCUAUCCCUGCCUGUCAAAAUCCCGUCUGCCCCUAUAGCCUACCACUCUUGAACCCCAGUGUUUUUCUUACUCCUGUUGUGACCGCUCCCGCGCAGGGAAACAGCAAAGUCACUUUUUCCUACACCCAGCCCUGGACAACUGCAAGGCCAUCAGAGCUCUGCUUCCCGCUGUAGGUCCUUGGAGCAGGGUCUGGGCCUUGGAGCCUGUCAGCUUCAGCUGGGGACUGUCCUCAUAGUCAUAGGCCGGGCUCAGCCUCUCUCUUGUGACUUGUGACCCUGAUGAUGCCACCCAAGCAAUGUGCCGGUCUGGUAAGGUGAGCAGACUGGUUCAGAAUGAGCAGCACACAAGCUUGCCUGUCUGCCACCCCUGCCCAGCCACCAGUCUCUGAAUGCCAGCUGAGCCUCGCUGGCCUGCCCACAGCCCCCAAACCCACCCCUCUGGUAAGCUCUCUCACUCUCCAGGGCUCAGGCCAGACGGGCUGCUCCAAAUGUGCUUUACCAUCCAAUAAACUUUUCUGGCUCACCAGAAGAGCAAGCAUAUAAAUCCCUUUUCCCCUUCUGGUUUUAUUUACACGUAUAUUUUUAUAUACUUUGCUAAACUCAUUGUUUAAUUCAAAAUGUUUCCUUAUCAAUAAAGUUACCAGUGGAAAUCCC
Mesocricetus auratus (golden hamster) is the source of this 2482-nucleotide messenger RNA. It is a transcript of the gene Gpa33, whose product is annotated as glycoprotein A33. Gene Ontology annotation, cellular component: plasma membrane. The record is from RefSeq and is a predicted model, not a curated record. Lineage: Eukaryota; Metazoa; Chordata; Mammalia; Rodentia; Cricetidae.